AAUGUCAAUGUGACUAUUUUGUGUGUUUGUUAUUGUUGUGGUUUUUCAUCUUAUUUUAUGAUUAUAAAUUUUUAAUUUUACAAAAUGUGCAUGGAAAUUGCGUGUGUAAUGUGUAUUAACCAAUAUAAUAAAAUAUGAUAUUCAAAUAGAGUACAAUGCAUGAUCAUAGUCACCCUAAAAUGCGAUUACGACGUAGAUUCAUCAAACGUGUAUUCUGCACACUUGUAGUUUUUGGAUUAUCCUUUUAUAUUUCAAUAUUAUUGUUUGGUAACUUUAAAGGGCCUCAAAUUAUACACUUAACAAGCUUAUCUAGAUGUCCAGCGUGUUUUGGCGUCUCGGUUUGCCCUGAAUUAUAUUCCAAUCAAAUAUUAUUAGAUUUCAGUAAAUGGUCAUAUGUUUUUAAUGCUAAGAAUAUAUUCUACGGAUUAACGAGAACAAAUCGAAAAGUUGUUUUAAAAAAACUUGCCCACAACUGGGAGUUUGAUGAAUUCGAUUCUAAAAUAUGCAAAACGUGGAAUUUAAGUCAAGACUGUAAUCCAAACCAGUUGUUGAAUGUUACAAAUGUUGAUGCAAAGAUAUUGGAUAUUGUAAACCUUAAUUUAUCUUGGCCAGGUGAAGAGCCAAGGAAGGGUCUGGUUUUAUGUCCAUAUUCUUAUAGCCUUUAUGAUUUACUUAAUCCAGUUUUUUAUCCAAAAAGAAAUCAUAAAGCAGAGUUAUUAAAUAUAUGGACAAUGCUUAGCUUGAAUCCAGAGCCUAUUAUCCUGCAGGUGAUACCUAAAUCAAAGGGAUGGCCAGUCCCAGCUUAUGGUGGUGUCUGUGGAAGAUUGGAAGUGGUUGCUUAUGAAGGGGAGACACUGGCCUCACUGAAUGAUGUUACAUGGUAUAAAAAACUGAAGUAUGCUCAAAAAAUACUGAAGGCCGCAAUGGACUUCACUUUUAAGCAUGAUAGAUUUCGUUUCUACCUAAUGGACUGGUCUCUAGACAACAUUGUGGUAAAUGAUAAUGAUGUCGUUACAUUUGUAGAUCUAGAAGAUGUUGUAAUAGUUGACAAAAAUAUUUUACCCAAGAGAGAUCUUCCAGACUGGUACAAACGCUACGGUAGAGAACAGUUGGGACCCGGGUUCACAUUUUCUAUUGAAAAUUUAUGCAAACAUCAUUUAAGCGACCAUAAUCUAUGGGCCGCUUGUUACAUAUUAGCGGGUGAUGAUAAACCUUACCUUUACCCUAUUCCAAGUGAGGCAAAUGAAACCAAACCACACCUUUAUAGGUUAUUGGAAGAUUGUUUAAGGAAUAGUGAUGAUAGGUUUAAAACUUUUACCAAACUUCAACAUGUAAUUGAUGAUCUCCUUGACAGUAAGCUUGGCUCAAAUGUAAUAAGAUAAAUCUUAUUUUAGUCUUGAUGAAUGAUUUUAAGCUUUGAGUUGUGAUAUUUUUGUGCAAAUCCCGCCGUUUAUAUACAAUUAUUAUGUA
Leptidea sinapis is the source of this 1470-nucleotide messenger RNA. RefSeq names its product divergent protein kinase domain 2A. The transcript is spliced from 3 exons. Lineage: Eukaryota; Metazoa; Arthropoda; Insecta; Lepidoptera; Pieridae. The record is from RefSeq and is a predicted model, not a curated record. Bases 156 to 1382 code for a protein of 408 amino acids.